Bursaphelenchus xylophilus (pine wood nematode) is the source of this 12191-nucleotide messenger RNA. Lineage: Eukaryota; Metazoa; Nematoda; Chromadorea; Rhabditida; Aphelenchoididae. The record is from the annotation of a GenBank genome assembly.
AUGCGUGGUCUCGGGUACUAUUUUGGCUGCCGACCAGUGCUCACCAUCCUCUGCACAGUCGCCGUUCUAUGCCCCUUCUUUUCGUUCUUCCUCCUGAGACCCGUCCAAAUCGUGACGGACGUGAGGCGCGGGUUUGCGCAUCGAAAUGGACGGUCAACGGAUGAAUUCAAGGUGAGCGAAAUUUUGAUUUUGAAUAAAAAAACAGAUUUUUUUUACAAAAAUCAUGAAAUAAAAAAAAAAUUUUUUUAGUUCUUCAGGGUAUCUUGACAUUUUUUGGUCCGUUUUUUCAGAUUUUUGGCCGCGAUUUGGAUAGAAAUUUGCCAGGAAAUAUUAUACUUAUGCUUUUUUACUAUCAAUUUUCACAAAAUACCGAGAUUUUUAGCUCAAAUUUUUUAAAAAAUCUCGAGUCUUUGGCUUCGGACAUCAAAAAAAUAUGGGCUUUUAGAACAGAAUAGAGCAAUAUUUCCGCGAAAAAAUCAUUUUUCCCAGCAAAACCUCCAAAAAAUACGAGCCAAAAACCUUCUUUCUUUUUUUCUCCGACCAGCUCUCCUCAUUUUACGCGAUCUUUCCAUAUUAUGGAUCAGCCUGUCGGGAAAAUAAUGAGCACUCUGUCGCAUCGAAAAUCGCAUCGUCAAGGAGAAAAUGAAUUGUGUCGCGGCAAAAUCAAAUUUCUUUUCGCUUCAGCGACGCGAUUGGCGGAGCGACAGAGAACUCACUAUUUUCCCGACAGACUGAUAAAAGUCGUUGCAUAUCUCGAUUGCACUUGAACAUUAUGCUCAAAAAAUUUCAGGGAUUACUUUGUGGCCCAUUAGAGUUAUUUCGGCAAAAUUUGAAAAAAUUCGGAGAUGGUCUAUACCCUGGAAUUUUUUUUAAUUUUUUUCAAUUUUUUUGUUUUUGAAAACCUUAUAGCUUGCUGCUAUAUCCCACAUUAACGUUUUCAAAAAAAAAUUCCAGGCCUUUGGACACUUCUACAACGUCUCCAUGGAAGACAUGGAGCUGCUCAUUAUCUUGAUCGAAAGUAAAAACCGAGGAGAGAAAAAACUGGAGAUGUCCUCCGAACUUUUGGAAGAGGUCGUCCGACUGGACGCUGCUGUUCAAGCGACUAAUGUCACGGCCAGAAAUGGAACUCAUUUCUCGUUCAAAGACAUGUUCACGAAACGAGGGAGCAUCAACUUCCUUUUUGAUGCCUUCAAGGUGAGUGGAAAUUAAAAUUUGGGGUUUUGGGGCGAAAACUUUUGAGGCCGGAAAAAACAUUUAAUAAAUGAAUAUUUUAGGGGGUGCAGGGAAUUUUGGAAAAUUUUUUUUUUAUUUUUUGAAAUUAAAAUUUUUUUUUUCUUUUUUUUUUUGAUUUUUUUAAAACUUAAAAAUUUUGCUCAGAAGUUUCUAAAAUACCAGUUAUGUCGAGAUAAUCACUCCAGCGACUUUGCGAACCGGGUAGUAGGGCAUCUUGCAGCUUUUUUUCCACAUUUUUAGACUUUUUUGGGACUUGUUCGAUUUUUUUUAAAAACCGAAAAAAAAUCUUUUGAUAUAAGGAUGUUGAGAUUGCCGUUGAAAUAAUGACAGUGUUUCUACCAAAAAAAAUCAUUUUUUCCCCGCGAAAUCCGCAAAAAUACGGCCAAAACCAUUUUUUUCUCUGAUCAACCUUCCCUUUUGUACGUGCUCUCUCGAAAGAAAGUCGUCGAAUAUCUCGACUGCCUCUGCAAAUUGUGAGCUAAAAUUUUCAGGGGUUGAUUUUUGAGUCAUUCAAAUUAUAAUAGCAAAGUUUGAAAAAAAAUUGAAAAAUGAUUUUAAGAUAGUACCUUAGGGUCCACCGAAACUAUUAUUAUAUAAUUUUCAUAGAAAAAAAAUCAAAUUUUUUCAAAUUUUUCAGCUCGGAUACGAUGUCCAGAACCUCAAUUAUCAUCUGAACUUGACCAUGGACGACUCGAUUCGGCUGGAUUCUCCUUUCGCAAGGAUUUAUGAGCACGAAUUCCUGACAUUGCAGCACUUUUUCGGAGCUGAAACUUGGCCAAAAGACAAUGUUUCUGUAAGAAUUUUUAUAUGUAUAGCGGACGCAUACCUCGUAUUUUACCUUUUUCUACCAAAAGGUCUGCAUUUCGUUUGUAAUUUUGAGGAAUUUCAAAAGAUUUUUUUUGAAGUCAUCGGACCUCAUGGAUAAUAUAAUUUUUCUCGAAUUUUUUGAUUUUUUAAUUAAGAAGGUGAUAUUUAUGAGAACAUAAGAUCAUAAUCCGUAUAUUAAAUUACUUUAACUUGCUUUGGAACCCUAUGUUUGAACGAAAUUGCCCGUUUUUGUCAUCAAACUCUCAUGGAUAAUAUAAUUUUUUCCGAAACUUUAGAUUUUUUAGGCAGUAAAGGAAAACGAUUGCUUUUUCGUAUUUUAAAAUGCAUUUUAGAAAAUUUCAUCGCCUUUUUUGUCGAUUUCAGACAUCAAAAUGCCAUGGAUAAUAUAAUUUUUUCACAAAUUUUUUGAAAUUUUUGUAACAAGUUGGCAAAUUGCCCUACAGUCGUACUUUAAAAUUAAUUUUUGUGGACUUUAUCACAAUUUUUGCCGCUUUCAGACAUCAAAAUGUCAUGGAUAAUAUAAAUUUCGAAAAUUUUUUGACAAAUUUUGAUUAAAAAUAGUAAAAAUCAGCUACAGUUGUUGGUUAUUUGUAUUUUAAACUGCAUCUCAGUCAAUUUCAUCACACUUUUUUCGAUUUUUAGGCAUCAAAAUUUUAUGGAUAACAUAAAUUUUUUCCAAAUUUUUCAAAAUUUUGUUCUAAAACUGCAUUUUCUGUCGAAUUUCGCUACAAAAAUUAUUUAGAAUUACUCUAUUCGACCCUUUUCGUAUUUUACAACCAAAAUUUCCCUCUAUUUUUACUUGAAUUUAACUUUUAUCCCCACUUUUCAGCGAGUCAGCCAGAUAAAAUCAGUGCAAUCGAUUGGUCUCUGGUACAUGUUGCAAGCUCCGUUGUCCAACAGAGCUGGCCGUGAUGUCCUCCAUGACAUUGAGUUGUCGAUUUUUGAGAUGUCGCAGAAAAAUUUCUCAAAACUUUUCGACUUUUACAUGUACGCCGAUGAAGUGGCCAACCACGAAAUGAUGGUGGGAUCGCUGAAAACAACGAAUUUAUUGUCGGUUGGGGCUGUAAGUAGAUUUAUGCUGACAUUAUUUUAGCCAAAAAUAAUAAUAUUUAGGAUGAGUAAUUUUGGUAAUUUUAAUUUUUUUUUGUUUUGAAAAAGGUGUCUAGGGUUACAAUUUCCGUUUUAACCCUAAUGUGAUUUUUUUAAAUAUAUGAAUUGCCGCAUUGUGCAAAAAAGCGAAAUUUUUUUUGCACGGCGCGAAGUGACUUUUCUUUAUUUGGCCAGCACAAUAAAGACGUUUUCAGGAUUUGUUUUUGCACUAGGAAGAAAGAAAAAGCUUAUUUGCGAUGCACUGUGCGGAUUUUUAACAAACCUUCUUUAAAAGAUUUUUCACUUGUUGCACGGUGCCAAAUUUUUCAAUACUUUUUUAUUGCACGGUGCGAGGAGACUCGAACAAUAUUUCUUCUCACUGUACAAAACAAUUUUUUUGCGAUUUUUCGUGCACAGUGCUGAUUUUUUUAGUACUUUUUUGCACUGUGCAAAAAAAAAAGUUGAUAAAAAACCUUUAUCAACUUUUUUAGCUAACUUUUUUCAGACUUUUUUUCAAUUGCACAAUUAUUUUUUCUAUUUUUUUUUGCAGUGCGUUGAUCAAAAAUCAUGCACAGUGAAAAGCAAAAAACAAGAAUUUUUAUUUUUUUGCCCCUCUAAUAUUUCCAUUUCAGUUCCUAAUGGUCGUAUUCAUGCUGAUCUCCCUCCGAGACUUCCAUCUCAAAGACGCUCUAGUCCUGUUGACUGCAGCAAUCUCCACUCCAUUAUUGGCAACCUUGACGACUUUUUCGAUUAUUGGCUGGAGUGGAAUGCCCUUCAAUGGAGUCAUGAGCAUUGCUCCGUUCUUGAUCUUGGGUAUUGGAGUUGAUGAUGCGUUUUUGUUGUUGCAUUCGUGGAGGGAUGCGUUGAAACAUAUGGUAAGAGCUGAUCGUGAGAAUUUUUUCAAAUUUUAAAUUUUCAGGGUUCUAUUUACAUAUUUUACAAGCUAAGUACUCCAAGUGCGACGCUCAGAUUUUCUUUAAAUUUUGCACAGACGUCGGGUAUAUACUAGAUAUCAAUUCCUGAAAGUUUUAGAUCGCGCUUUGCGGGCGCCGCCGAGAUAUCGAACGAUUUUCGCCGCCGAGAGAGCACGCCAAACGUGGAGAGCGGGCAGAGAAAAGCGCUUUUUGGCCGUAACUUUGGCAGUUUUGUGCGGAAAAAUUUCAUUUUUUGUAGAAACAUUAUCCUUUACAGUAGAAGUAGGCAUGAAACUUUUCGUGCCGAAAUUCCGCAAAAAGUCCUAAAUUUUCGCCGACUUUCGAUCUAAAAAUCUCGGUUGUUUCUGCAAAACGUGACCUAGGAUUCUCGCAUAUACCUUAGAAAAAAUUGUUCUAAAUUUGUGCCAAGUUUCAUCGAAAUCUAAGCGUCGCACUUGGAGUACUUCCCCUGUUAACCGAAAAAAUCGAUUUUUUAAUGUUUUUGGAUGAAAAAUUGAAAAAUUUGCCUCUUUUUGGCUGUGAAAAAUAUACCAACGAGAAGUAAAUUUUUAUCAGCAAAAAUCUCAACUAUAGACAAAAAAAAGGCAUUUCUUUUAGUAGAUUUUUUCGGGUGCCUGACUGAAUAUGAAGGACUAAAUAUGAAGGACUGAAUAUGAAAAGGACUGAAUAUGAACUGACCGAAUAUGAACUGACUUAAUAUGAAAUUUGGCAAGUUUGGUCUAUUUGGGGGCUGUACUAAGCACCAAACCAACAUCAUUAGUGGCCAAAUUUUCUCCUCGUACUAAAUAGUACCAGGUAGUACUAUUUUGCACCAAGUGUUAAAAAUGUUUUUUUAAGCGGUACGAGGCACCAAAACAACACGAUUAACGUCUAAAGGUGUUAUAAGUCGAAAAAAUUUCAAAAAGAGUCCUUAAUCGGGACCUAGGUGGUAACAGUAACAGAAACCCGGUCUUCAUAUUCAGUCAGUUCAUAUUCGGUCCUUCAUAUUCAGUCAGCACCCCAGUUCAUAUUCAGUCCUUCACAUUCGGUCCUUCAUAUUCAGUCAGUUCAUAUUCAGUCUCCCUUCGGAUUUUUUUCACGCGUUAUGCACAAACUUAAGUUAGAAACACUUCUAUAAUAGUUGUGUUUUCGAUCUCCUCUGCACUACGGUAGAUUAUUAUCUCAUUUGCUCGCUGAGCCGCUAGGAAAAGAGAGAAACUUGUUUUUUUCGACACGAACCUAAUUCGCAUUUACCAUGAAUUUCAUAACUUAUGCUUUGAGCCCUACCGUAAUCUCACUCGGUUCCUGAGAGAUCUACCGUAAUUUCGCUUGGUGGUUUCUGAGAGAUCAAGCGGGCGAUCAGGCGUGCUUUUUUCGCUUCUUACGACAUCAAAAGGUCAAUGAGCUCAAAAUUUUGUUCAGAAAAAAUAAUUUUUUCUUGGAUUUUUUUUGCACAGUGCAACGAAAAAAGUUGCACUGUGCAAUAAAGAAUUGAAUAAGAUUGCACGGUGCGGAAAAUCAAACAACAUUUUUUUUUGCCAUUUGGUGAAAAAUUUCUGACAGUGACCAAUUUGCACAGUGCGUAAAAAUUUAAAAAAAAAUUUUUUUUUUGCACAGUGCAGAAAUUAAAAUUUUUUUUGCAUUUUGCACAGUGCAAUUAAAAAAAAUAAAUAAAAUUGCACGAUGUGGAAAUAAAAAAAAAGAAUUUUUUAACUUUGUUGGAAAAUUUCCGACAAUGAAGAAUCUGCACAGUGCGUGAAAUUUCAAAAAAUUGCACUGUGCAAAAAUUUAAAAAAAUUUUUUUUGUAUUUUGCACAGUGCAAUUAAGAAAGUGAACAAAAUUUCGCAGUGAAGAAAAUCGAAAAAAAAAUUGAGCCUUGGUAAAGGAAUCUCUGACAAUAAGGAAAUUGCACAGUGCAAAAAUUCAAAAAAAAAAUUUUGGAUUUUUUUUGCACAUUGCAAUAAAAAAAUUAAAACUGCACAGUGCAGAAAAUCAAACAAAAAAUUUCGCGCUUUGGUAAAAAAAAUCUCAGAAAAUGAGUAAUUUGCACAGUGCGUAAAAAUUUCAAAAAAAUUGCACGGUGCAAAAAUUCAAAAAUUUUUUGCACCGUGCGAAAAAUCUAAAAGUUCGCACUGUGCGGAAAAUCAAAAACAAAAAAAAAUUUGCGCUUUGGUAAAAAAAUCUCAAAAAAUGAGUAAUUUGCACAGUGCGUAAAAAAUUCAAAAAAUUGCACGGUGCAAAAAUUCAAAAAUUUUUUGCACCGUGCGAAAAAUCUAAAAGUUCGCACUGUGCGGAAAAUCAAAAACAAAAAAAAAAUUUGCGCUUUGGUAAAAAAAUCUCAAAAAAUGAGUAAUUUGCACAGUGCGUAAAAAAUUAAAAAAAUUGCACGGUGCAAAAAUUCAAAAAAUUUUUUGCACCGUGCAAAAAAUCCAAAAAUUCGCACUGUGCGGAAAAUCAAAAACAAAAAAAAAAUUUGCGCUUUGGUAAAAAAAUCUCAAAAAAUGAGUAAUUUGCACAGUGCGUAAAAAAUUAAAAAAAUUGCACGGUGCAAAAAUUCAAAAAAUUUUUUGCACCGUGCAAAAAAUCCAAAAAUUCGCACUGUGCGGAAAAUCAAAAAAAUGCAAAAAAAAAGAAGGAAAAAGUUCCUUAUUUUGGCCACAACAAAGGUACUCCGCGAACUGCGCCCAAGCUUGGGCACUAAAGUUAGGAAAAAAACGCUUCGACCUAGCUGGCGCUGAAUUACUAUAAUAGCUCUAUAGUUUUAAGGGUACCUACGAAGGCUGUGACGACUCAUUUAGUUCCAUACGGAGGCAAUAGGUUUAGUUCCGGACAUGUUUCAUCGUAUAAAGUGUAAAAUCACAGGCUGCAGCCGUUUUUGAAGGGUAAGAUGGUACGUAAAAAAGAAGGCACUUCACUAACUAAAUCCACUGUCCGGGCAUUGACAACGAUUAAUUGAGCGUGCACGCUAAAUUUGGGCUAAUUCCGACCAGUUUCCGCAAAGUUAUAAGUUGUGGCCAAAAUAAGGAACUUUAACCAAAAAGAAAUUCCACCCAUCCCAAAAACCCAAAUAAAAUUGAAAUUUCAGAAGAAUGCGACUCCCGCCGAGCGUCUCGAGCGAGUUGUUACGGACGUCGGACCUUCAAUCUUGAUCACUUCCGUCACGAACACGCUCGCUUUCAGCGUGGGGAUUCUGUCGCCCGCCUACACGAUGAUGUCGUUCUGUCUGUGUACGACGAUUGCCGUGGCUUUGGAUCUGAUUUUGGAGUUCACAAUCUUUGCACCAACCCUGGUUUUGAUUUGCCCAAUCCCCAGGGAAAAGGUCGAGGAGCCGUUGGAGAAACUCUGGUGGUUCAAAUACGCGCAGUUUUUGGUCUCGAAAGUUGGUCGAGGAUUGUUCACUGUGAUCCUGGUGUGCCUGUCGAUUUGGGCGUAUUUCGGAAUCGCCAAUAUGAACCCGAAUUUUGAGCCGGAAAAGACUUUCCCCUUCGACUCGCACCUUCAGGAGUCUUUGAGGCCGAUUAAGACGUUGUAUAAAGAGGUAAGUGGAGUAAAUCGUAUACGCAGACAUAGAUUGAGCCUCAGGCUGUAUGACUAAUUCAGAAAAAGGAAAAAUUUUCCUUGCCGCACCGUGCAAACGACAAUUUUUUCGACUGCACUGUGCAGAUUGGAAAACUUUGCACUGUGCAGAGGAAAAUCAGGCAAUUUUGGAUUUUCAUGAAAUUUUAGAGCUGUUAUACGCGGAUCACCGUAUUUUACCAAUUUAUGAAAAAAAAAAUGUUGCACAGUGCGGGAAAAUCAACAUUGAAUUGAUUGCACUGUGCGGACUUGCAAUUUUUUUGGCUUGCUAUUGAACAGUGAAAUUUGGGAUUUUUGGAAACUAAAAAGUUCAUGGACCGUAUUUUACCGUUUUCACAAAAAAAAAAUAUUUUUGCACAGUGUAAAGAAAAUAAUCUUAAAAGUUUAAUUGGCCGUUGGUAAUAGCGUAUCUUGAAAGUUACAAGAAAAAUCUUUUCCACAGUAAAAAAUAUCGAUCUCAAAUGUAAACAUCCCCGUGGUAAACGUAUUUUACAAUUUUCAAAAAAAUUACAAGCUUAGAAUAUAAAACAAUUUCUUCUAUUCACUCUGUAGUGGGCAAAAUUUAUCCAGCAUGGGAUUUUACUUGACCUCGCAGGCCGGUCUAAAUUUUGAUGUUGGUAAAAUACGGCGAAGUGAACAAACCAGCAGGAAAUUUCAUUAUCCGAAGACUUCUCUGCUGCACUGUGCAAAAUCGAUUUUUCAAAUUUUUGCACAGUGCAAGGCAAAAUUUUUUUUCAAUUUUAUUUUGUUUUACAACUUGUAAGAGAAAUUUUUUACAGUGCAAGAAAAUCGAUAUCAAAUGUAUUCAUAGCCUUAUUCAACGUAUUUUACAACUUUCAAAAAAAUUAAAUAUGCAUAAUUGAUUUUUCCCUUUUUGCACAGUGCAAAGUCAAUUUUUUCAUUUAAGUCUACAACUUGAGAUUUUUUCGAUUUUGAAUGCUCAUAGCAAAUUUCGGCGUAUUUUACAACUUUCGAAAAAAUUAUAAGCACGCACAGGAUAGAAAAAAAUUCGAUUUUUUGCACAGUGCAUUGGAAAAACAUUUUCAAAAACAUGGCUUUACCUGACCUCAUAUCCUUGUCUCAAUUUUGAUAUAGGUAAAAUACGUAACGUAAUGGUAAUCCUUUAUAUAGAUUUAAUCCACCGAAGACUUCUCUGCACUGUGCAAGUUGUUAGAGAUUUUUUUCCAAAGUGCAGGAAAAUCGAUUUUGAAUGUUUAUAUAGCUACGUUCAACGUAUUUUACAUCUUUCGAAAAAAUAAUAUAAUACAUGUUUACAGUUUGCAAAAAAAAUUUUUUUGCAUUGUGCUAAGGGCAGAAUUUGUCAAAAAAUAGUUUUAACUGACCUCACAUCCUUCUCUCCAUUUUGAUAUUGGUAAAAUACGAGGUGGUGAUCUUUUAUAAAAAUUAUCAUCCGAAGACUUCUCCGCACUGUGCGAAAUAAAUUUUUUUUUUCAUUUUUCAAGUUGAAAAAAAAAUAUUUUCUACAGUGCAAAAAAGUGGAUUUUGAGUGUUUGUAUAAGUAAAUUAAACGUAUUUUACAACUUUCGAAAAAAUUAUUACAUAUUUACAAUAUGUAAAAAAAAAUUUUUUUUCUGCACUGUGCUAUGGACAAAAUUUGUCAAAAAUCGGAUUUUAUUAAUACUUGUCGUCUCAGGCUCGUCGAAAUUUCGAUAUUGGUAAAAUACGAUAUGGUAUUCUUUCACUUAACAAGGAAAGUACUUUUAUGGGGGCUCCUACUUUUUGACGGGACAUAUCUCAAAAAAUCAGAAAAAUGUGCUGAUCAAGAAUAUAUAAAUCCUAGCUGCCCAUUUUAGGUUUUUAGGGGUGAAACCUCAGUCGGAAGUUGACUUAAAGUCCUAUAUGAACCCCUUUUCGCUUAAUUUUUCACAGGUUUACAAUUUUUAUUUUGGCUUAAAAUGUUGUUUAUUGAGUUUCUAAGACGUAAUAAAUCAGUAUUGGCACAAAAAUUCAUUUUUCCGACCUUCAACUUCAAAAAGAGUUGAUUCGGCCCAAAAGGGAAAUCGAACCCGUGCGGCGUCCUCCCUCUUGAUUCCCAGACUACGGCACUAACCACUCGGCCACACCGCUCUCCACCGAAGGAAGAGACCGACUGCGCUUUUCAUCGUUUCGAAUGCCCGCGCCUUUUGUAGGGAAAUUAAGCCAGUUUUUGGGCAUUUUCACCCCUAAAAACCUAAAAUGGGCAGCUAAGAUUUAUAUAUCAUUGAUCAGCACAUUUUUUGAGGAAUGUCCCGUCAAAAAGUAGGAGCCCCCAUAAAAGUACUUUCCUUGUAAAUUUCAUGAUUUUUUGUACAGUGAAAACAAAAAUUUUUUUCAUUUUUUUCGAAUUUUCCCUAAUGAUCUCCCUUUCCAGUACGGUCCAAUGUCGAUAAUCAUCAACCGCGCUCCGGACAUUCGCAACGAAACCGACUUGGGGGAAUUCUUCGAGAUGGUGGAGACCAUCGAAGCUCUGAAUGAGACCUACCCCAGCAACUACACGCAGCUCUGGCUCCGUCAGUACAUGAAAUACCACAAAGCCAAGCUGCCGAACGACACGCUGACCUAUCAGCUGGUCCCGCAGUUCUUGAAAGAGCGGUUAAUGGAAGAUAAAAACAUUGUUUUGUAUCAUAAAGACAAAGAUGGCACGGUGCGUGUGGAUAGCUUCGUAUUUUUGAUCAUAUGUCAUGGAGAGAGGAAUUGGCACACUAGAGCGUUCUUUGUCGAUGAAAUGAGAAGUUUGAUCGACUCGUAUCCGCAGUUCCAGGCGUCGGUCUUUGAUUAUGAUGCAACGAUUUUUGACUUGAUCAUAACGGCUAAAGUAAGUAAAAAAUUUUGAAAAAUGUACCGUAUAGGUAUGAAAAAAUGCCGAAAAAAAUAUUUAGAAAAUUUCACUGAUUUUUUUUGAGAAUUUAUUGUAAAUUUUUUGAUUUUUUUCGAAUUUUUUCAAUUUUUUUUAUUUUUUGAUUUUUUGAUGAAACUUGGCAAAAAUUAAUAUCGCAGUUUUGUAAGGUAUAUCCGAAAUUUUUAGCCUACAAUUUGCAAAAAUAAUCGAGAUUUUUGAAUCGGAAUUUUAAAAAUUUCGAAAAUUUUUUUUUUCAAUUUUUGAAUCAAAAAAUUUAGUAUCUCUUUCUAAUAUAUUCUACAGUAUUUUCCCACAAAAUCAGUUUUUUCGCUCAAAAAUUGUGAAAGAUAUAGCCAAAAAAUAGCAAAAAUUUAUCGCACAGUGCAGUAAUUUUUUUCCAAAUUUAUGCACUGUGCAAAAUUAAAAAAUAUUUUUUUUCAGCCCGAAAUGAUAAAAGCCGUCUUGGUGACGUUGGUUUGUAUGGUUGUGGUGUGUUUCGUCAUCAUUCCAUCGCUGAAACACACGGGAAUUGCCACUUUAUCGGUGCUUUCCAUUUCUUAUUGUAAGUUUUUGGGGAAUUUUGGGGGAAAUGAGGAAAAUGGAAGAUAAAAAAGUUUGCUUGGAGUGUAAAAUACGUUGGUAAUAGUGAAGGAAAGAUAUUUUUUUAAAUUUCAAUUUUUUUUUUUUUUUUUUUUUUUUUUUUUGAGAAAAUGGUAUUUUUUUACUUUUUAAAAUACGGUGGUACGGAUUUUCCUUGUGAAAAAGUACUAUUUUUUAGACAAAAAUUAAAAAAAUUGUAUUUUUUCACUUGAAAAGUCACAAAAAAUCUCAAUUCUUCACAUCCUUUUGACCUCCAAAAUUCCCUUAUUUUUUUCUGAAAUUCAAGAAAAACCCCAUUUUUCCCAUGCUUAUAACUUUUUAUAGGAUUGUUCAAUUUUUAUGAGCAAUAGCUCAUUUUAUUCCUUAGUAGUUACCAUUUUGUUUAAAAAAAAGAUCAUUAAAAAUGAUCAAUCCUACGUCGGGUUAUGACCCUUCAAAGUCAAACUUGCCUUUUCACGCUUCAAUCUGAAAAUUUCCGAAAAAUCUCGAAAAUCGCUUAUAACUUUCGACUGGUCGAUAAUUGUAAAUUGUAAGUGGGCUUCAGAAGUCAUAGAAUUUUGCGUAGAAUACUAUGGAAUCAAAAAAAAUCCGAAAAUCCGAAAAAAUCCGUAAAUUGCUGAACCACCCUGUAUAACCAUCCCAAAUUUCAGCAUUAAUCGGUGCGCUCGGCUGGUGGGGCCAGGACAUGGACCCAGUCACCAUGACCAACGUCCUGAUGGCGAUCGGUUUCUCAGUCGAUUUCUCGGCCCACAUUUGCUAUCACUACUUCAAACAGGAGCGCAGUGAUGCUCGUCUUGGCCUGAAGACCGACCAGAAAGACCUAAUUUACCGGUUAACGGCCGUGUUUGCGCAUGUCGGCCGCCCGACUUUCGAGGCCGCCAGCAGCACCAUGAUCUGUAUGUUGCCUCUGUUUACGGUGCAAAUGUACGUGAUUGGGUCGUUCGCGAAGACGGUGAUGUGUGUGGGCAUCUUGGGACUGUUGCACGGACUGUUUUUGGUGCCUUCUUUGCUGACGUUGCACUUCCAUUGCUUCGGCGAGAAGAAAAAACUGAAAGAAACUAGAUCCACGGACUCGGAUCGGCCUCUCAUCAUCACACAGCCAUUGAUUUGA